Molecule: messenger RNA, 564 nt
Organism: Pleurotus ostreatus (oyster mushroom)
Lineage: Eukaryota; Fungi; Basidiomycota; Agaricomycetes; Agaricales; Pleurotaceae
Exons: 3
Coding region: 1-564 (187 amino acids)
Source: RefSeq, a predicted model, not a curated record
AUGAGACUUUCUUCCGAAUCGCCUACAGUUGUCGCUUCAGACUCUUCACUCAUUCACCGCAACACCGCCCCCGCAUCUUCAGCCCCGUCGACCAUGCAUCUCACAUUCCCCGGCGUAGCUUCCAUGUUCGUCAAAAUGCGCCGAGCUUCCUCGCAGGCGAAAGUAAACGCCCAAGGAAAGCCGAAUCACAUCGAGUCUUGCUCCGGGCUGGAGCCCGUCACGGAUCCGUCGCUCUCCGGAGAAAACGCGACGCUGUCGAGGAAGCUGCCGAUGACGCAAACGGACGUGUACACUUGCAUUGGCGGCGUGAAUAUCCUGGUUUUGCUUCGGGCAACGAGGUCGGCGUUGAUGGAGCGGGCGGAGACUUUGGGUGCCAACGUGCUCGUCGAUGAAUCGUGGAAGUGCACAAUCUGCAAAAACCGUUCGAAUGGGACGUACAAGGUCAAUAUUCGGUACCAAGCAAGCGCAACACGCUCCACGAUUCCAGACCCCCACAAACCCGUCGCGCUCGACAACGCCAAGGGCGUACCGGGGUUGAUGACCAUCAUCAAACGCAACGAUUAG